Messenger RNA from Sturnus vulgaris (Common starling), 1002 nucleotides. The record is from RefSeq and is a predicted model, not a curated record. Lineage: Eukaryota; Metazoa; Chordata; Aves; Passeriformes; Sturnidae.
AUGGACUCAUUCUUGAAGCGCUCCCAGCACACGGGAGGAUCAGGAGAGCUGGGAAAUGCCGCCGAGUGGGAGCGCCGGGUUAACUCCUGCUGUCUGCUGAACUUUGCAGGAGAGGAAGCGCCGCUGCAGGAGGAGCCAGGAGGCAGAGAAGAGGCACCGAGGGUUGUUGAUGUGCAGCAGCUGGUGCCCGUGGGGGGUGUGUACCACAUCGCUGCCCUGCAGCUGCCGCCACAGGCCCAGGACGUCGGGGACUGGAGCAUGGUGGAGCUGCUGGAUGUUGGAUUGGAGCUCUAUCCAUAUUCCCCAGGAGAGGCUGAAGAUGGCACACAGGAAACAGUACAAAUAACCCUGAAGCUUCCUGAUAAUGUGAUUUAUUUUAAAGUGCCUGUGGUAGCCCGAUGGGAGCCUGCAGGCCAGCAGUGGAGAACUGAUGGCAUCAGCAACAUAACCUAUGAAGCAGAAGAAAAGAGCAUCUCCUUUAGGAUGGGUGCCUUUAAUACAGUAGCACUUCUCCAGGAUGCUCACCUGAACCUGCCCUAUCAGGCCUGGGAAUUGCACCCUACUGGUGUGGAUGAAGGACUCUUCACAGUUACUGCAGUCUUUGCAACCAUUCAGAUACAAAUUAAGGUGAGUGAACAUCUUACAGCAGGCUCUGCCAAAGACAAGGACUGGUCUCUUUAUAUGUUCAGUGGUGAGAGAGUACAAAACCUCAAACUCACUGAAACCAGUGAAGCAUUUUCAGAAGAGCUGGAAGAAGAGUCUGAAUUUCACUCCACACUCUACCAUAUGCUCAAGGAUUCUGCCAGCAGCAAAGCCAUGGGUAAAGUGGAAAGAGCUGGCUUCCUGUUUAUUGAUUCUGUGUAUCAGCUGCUCCUUGCUACCCGAAUUUUAGCAUACUCUUAGAUACUGAAUGCUUUCCUUUAAAACUUUAUUAUCAAAAGCUUUCAAUAAAGUUACAUUUCAAGUCUUAAAUCCUUUUCUAUUCAAAUCAUUGAAACAGGA